AUGCAGUUUGACAUUUUAUCUAUCACUUGUCUUUCCAUAAUAAGAGAGUUAGAAGUUCGAAAAUAUGGCUUCCAAGUCUUUUGUUCUGUUGGGUCUAUUUGCAGUUCUUCUUGUCAUCUCAGAUGUGGCCUGGGCAUCUGCUAGCAAACCCGGCCCGGUGAAGAGUGAGGAAACUGUGCAACCUGAUCAUCAAGGUGGUGGAGGUUAUCACAUCUCCGGAGGAUCAGGAGGAGGAGGAGGAGGAGGUGGAUACUGCCACUACGGCUGCUGCUAUAAGGGUUUCCGUGGCUGCUCAAGGUGUUGCUCGUAUGCCGGAGAAGCUGUUCAGACUCAGCCCGGUCACUGAAAUAAUAUAAUCUAUUCAACACCAUGCAUGCAAGAUUGGCAUUAUGUGUGUAUCACUUUAAGUAAACCAUGGUGCGUUUGUAAUGAAGUGUACUCCAGUAUACGAAAGAUGCAAAAUUGAUUAAGAAGAAAAGUAUUUGGGAAUAUAGUUUGAGAAUGUAAUGUUUAUGUGUUUGAGUUGUAAUCUGUGUUGUUUGCAUAAUAAAGUUGUUUGUAGUUUAUGUUA
Camelina sativa (false flax) is the source of this 571-nucleotide messenger RNA. Its product is annotated as glycine-rich protein 3 short isoform. NCBI's taxonomy places the organism in Eukaryota, Viridiplantae, Streptophyta, Magnoliopsida, Brassicales, Brassicaceae. The record is from RefSeq and is a predicted model, not a curated record.